Heterobasidion irregulare TC 32-1 is the source of this 689-nucleotide messenger RNA. RefSeq lists its product as uncharacterized. The coding region runs from base 235 to 438 and encodes 67 amino acids. The record is from RefSeq and is a predicted model, not a curated record. The transcript has a single exon. Lineage: Eukaryota; Fungi; Basidiomycota; Agaricomycetes; Russulales; Bondarzewiaceae.
GGAUUCACCCAAAAAAACAAGUAUUAGUCGUAUGUAAAGAAUCUGCAGAGAGAUGCCGUCUGACGAGCUAGCAAGCUCGACCCGCACAGGGGCUGUGGAGUACAUGAGCUAUGACGGUCAUGAAUGCGUUUCGUCGCUGCAUAUAUGCGUAUCGUGCGUAUGUAGGUACAGACUCUGAGCACAGUAAAAUAUAGGUAUGGUAGUACAGAUAAGCGCAUCACAACGGGGAACAAGAUGGAGGUUACAAGACGACCGGCAGGUACGUUGACAAAGCAGCCUCGAACACCGCGCGCAAGAUCGUACCGAGCCCAUGUGCGUACAUACCAAAAAUCUGCACAUCAUAUUCGAAGCCUGGAGAACCAACAAGCGCGUGCAGGGGACGUACGCAGAGGGUGGUGGUGGGUAGGAGGCCAUGUACAUGAAUCGAUGGGUAGGUAGGGAGAUAGGUAGGUGGAUAGGAGAAGUGAUAAAGAACAAUGCGAUGCGAGCUCAGUGGGAGAAAGGGUGCGCAAAUACCCAGCCGGAGGACCGCCCCACGGGUCACAGUGAGUGAAGAGAUGAGCGCCGCGCGACUACUCCUCGGCCUCUGCGGCUUCAGUCUGCGCUAGCGCGCUCUCUCUGACUGGACUGGUCGAGUUGUUGUUGGGCGAGACAGAGAGGCCUUGGUGAUUGGGAGGCGAUGAAGCGUG